Molecule: messenger RNA, 1440 nt
Organism: Spizellomyces punctatus DAOM BR117
Lineage: Eukaryota; Fungi; Chytridiomycota; Chytridiomycetes; Spizellomycetales; Spizellomycetaceae
Exons: 7
Coding region: 66-1310 (414 amino acids)
Biological process (GO): protein import into peroxisome membrane
Cellular component (GO): peroxisomal membrane
Molecular function (GO): protein-macromolecule adaptor activity
Source: RefSeq, a predicted model, not a curated record
CAAAAUCGUUCGACCAUUUCGCCCAUGGGACUUUGACGCAUGUUGAGCAGAAAGAUUUUGUAAAGAUGAGCGUUGUUUUUGACGCCGUUGGGGGAUUUCUGAAUCGGAACAGACGAAAGUUCUACUGGCUGGGAGGAACGGUGGGAAGUGGAUAUCUUUUGUUCAAGUAUGCACAAUGGAAAUGGACCGAGUUUCAGCAACGGAGAGAGAUUGAACAGACGGCGAAAUCAAACGUCAAACGCCGCUUUGAACAAAACUUGCAAGAUUGCACAUUUGCAGUCGGAUCUUUACUUCCUACGCUCGGUGAAAACUUGUUCAACGAACUCAAUGUGGAGCUGUUAACUGCACAACUGCAACAAACACGGCAAGCCAAGACAGAGGGGGGAGAAGGAGGCGAAGAUCAGCCAGGUGCACCUGUAACUCAACCGCGGAAAACAAAACUGGAGAUCUGGGAAGAGCUGAAGCUGCUAAGUUUUACCCGGACAAUAUCCUCUGUAUAUCUUGUGACCCUCCUCAUUGUGUUUACACACCUCCAGCUCAGCCUUUUGGGAAGAUUCUUCUAUCUCGAUAGCGUUGUAGCAUUCUCGCAAACGGAUCGUGAACAGCAAGUUCGGGGAACAGUCGGAGGACGGAAAGGGGUUUCGGACGAAACGGAACGCAAGUAUCUGACGUUCAGUUGGUAUGUCUUGAACGUAGGAUGGAAACAGUGUGUUGCCCAAGUACAGAGAGCAGUGCAAGAGGUUGUUGGAAGCAUAUCACUGAAGGAGGUCACAACCUAUGACGCACUGAUUGAAAUCAUUGGGAAAGUGCGAGAAAAGGUUGAGGACGAAAAUGGAGAAAACUCAAACAUGACUGCCUUCUUACUUCCCGAAGAAGGAAAGGAGGAAGAUGUCUUGCGUGCCGGGGGAGUUGAAACCGACGGGUUUGUAGUGGAUAAGGAGCUGAAGGAUCUGUUGAACGAAACAAGGGACUUUCUGGACAGUAGCGAUUUCCGUAAAGUCCUCAAGUCAUGCUUUGAUGAGGCAUUUGACCUGCUCUUCAAGCAACUUCGCCCAACCUUUUUUGCAGAACAGGAGUCCAGGCAGAGGUCACAUAUUGCUGAAGUCCAAGAAGGGGAAGAUAUCCAAGACAAUGCUGAGAACAAAGGCAAAGCAAUGCCUUUAGCAGGGGUAAUACCUGUUAUUAGUCGAUUAGUCCAUCAUGUCGUAAACGGAGUGCCAAACAUUUUCUUGGAGAUACUCUCGACACAACCCGAAUUGAAAGCUUUGUCUGUAGUUAUGUAUACUGGAUGGGAGGAUCAUGUGCUGUAACUGAGCUGCUUUAUUCUUUUUGAUACCGCUACAUUUGAUCCUGUAAUGGAAAGCCCUUGCGCAACGCAGUUGGACUUUUUGGAACUGCAUGGCGAUAACAAUGAUUAGCUAAGCAGAAAUGACACGGCGA